UUUUAACGUCCCGGGUUGAGGUAACAGAAUCACCUGCAAAAAGCUGACGAACCACUCCAAGUGUUCGACGAAAUGCCUCACUGAAUUUGACGAAGGCGGCGCAAAGAUGAAGUACGUGAGGCCCUUGAACAUGUUCCUGGAUUUGCACAAGGCCAAAGCUCUCCAACGCGGCGGCCGCUUGCUCGGUCUGGACGUCGGCGACAAGUACGUCGGCCUCGCCGUUUCCGACCUCGAUAACAAAAUCGCCUCCCCUUUAAGUGUUCUGCUUAGGAAGAAAUCAACCCUGGAAUUGAUGGCCUCUGAUUUCCAGAGCUUGGUCUCCAAGCUUUCUCUGGUGGGCUUUGUAGUUGGCUACCCUUUCGACAGACAGCGAGGCACUCCUGAAGCUGUCCAAGUGAAGCUUCUGAUUGAGGAUCUCUGUAAGACGAGAAAACUUGAAGGCAUGAAGUAUACUUAUUGGGACGAGUGCUUUACUUCAAAGAAUGUCGAAUUACUGCUAAAGCCUUUGAGUUUCCAUCCGGUUCAGUCAAAGACAAUUGUUGACAAGUUUGCUGCUGUUGGUAUACUCCAGGUAGUGUUGGGUACCUUGAUUAUGUGAACAGGAAGCUGACGUUGGAUCAAAAGCCAUCACCUUUGCUGAACUCCUCAUGAACAAAUCAGUUGGCAAAGACAGAUGACUGUUUUAGCAGAUGACUCCGAUUUAUCCUUUCAUAAAUUGUAGUGUAGGGAACUCUCUCUCAAGGAAAACCUAACUUUGUACAUCAUUUGAAGUUCUUUCCUUCCCCCAAAAUCUCAAACUACUUGUAUGAAGGGCUUAUCAGCAAAUUUGCCACUGCUUUAAUAUAACGCAAUGCUAUUAGCAAUCUGAAAAA
Messenger RNA from Rosa rugosa (rugosa rose), 872 nucleotides. RefSeq lists its product as uncharacterized. The record is from RefSeq and is a predicted model, not a curated record. The transcript is spliced from 6 exons. The coding region runs from base 107 to 598 and encodes 163 amino acids. Lineage: Eukaryota; Viridiplantae; Streptophyta; Magnoliopsida; Rosales; Rosaceae. Gene Ontology annotation, biological process: rRNA 5'-end processing.